CGCAAGGAGAAAACAAGAUCCCGGACCGUCAAGGACUAGCAGCCCCGGUGCGCACCGCGAACCACGGCCACAAAACCCCCUGAAUCCGCCACCCCGCUUCACAGCCGCAUAAAGAUGUACCACUCUGACCACGGUGUCGACCUUCCUGACCUCUCCUUCCAAAUCCCAGGCAGCCCUGCAGAGCUGGGGCUUGUAAAUAGUGUGUGAAGACAACCCCAUUACCCCUCUGGACCUCUACUCUGCCCUUCAGCCACACAAGGGCCUCUCUCUGUCUUCUUCUAUAGCUCCAAUCGCACUUUCUCUCCUGGACCAUGGACAGCCCUCCCAAGCUGUCUGGUGAGACCUUGAUCGUGCACCACAUCCCCCUGGUGCAUUGCCAGGUGUCAGGCCGGCAGGGCAGCUGUGGGAGCGCGCUGAAGAGGAGCAACCCCUUCAGCCCGCCGGAGAACCUUGGCUUGAGUCGCACCACAUCCCUUCCCGAGAGAGAUGUCUUGCAAAGGGAGGCUCUGCUCUACAGCAGCCUGAUCCAGACCUCCAGUGGCUCCUGGUCAUCCCGCACCGGAGGAAGAGAAGGGAAGGGCAGCGGGAGAGGAGGCAGCACAGCGAGUGACGAUUCAUCGUUCACCUCUAGUAAUUCGGAGGACCAGCUGAUGACAGCUCAUACGCUGCCCAGAGCCAAGAGUAGGAACAGAAAUCCGUUGCGCCAUAAUCCCUUCCUGCUCAAUACUGAGGAUGAUGAGGAUGAGGAAGAAGAGGACGAUGAUGGUGACAACCUCAGCGGUUACCUGGAGGAUUCCUCCUUUCACCUCCAUGGUGACACAAACCCCGCCCUUGAUGACGGCAUAGCCCCUUUCCACCUGCAUGAUCUGGGGUUUGCUCCUGAGCCCUUCCUUUUGCAUGGCACUCUGGAAAAACCCUGGGGAUCAGUGGGAGGAGGUAGUCGGGAGUCUCUCAGGGGUGUGGUCUCGGAUCUCUCCAACCACCUGGAUGAUUUAGACCUCCUGGGACUGGACAGCCAGCGCCGCCACGGCAGCAGCGGUUCCAAUAUGUCCAUGGACUGCGGAGAGCAAGACUGGGGGGAUGAUGAUGAAGAAGACGAAGAUCACCCCAUGCGGUGCGGGCGGAGCAGCAAGACAGGUUCCUCCUCCUCAAGCUCCUCAGCCCAGCGCUGCUCCUGCUGUGGACUCUCCCAGAACUACCCACAGCACUUUCCCGAGGCCUUCUCAGAGCCUUUCUCAGAGUGCCAGCAAGGAUACGGCAGUGACUCCUCUUGUAACAGCUCAGACGGCGUGCUGGUCAACUUCAGCGCCAUCUACAACAAGAUGAACAACGGUGUCCCGGAGAAGCCCCCAGCCUUGGCGCCUGCCAACCUCAACAGCUCCACCGACCACUCCUGCACCUCCUCUGUUUCAGAUCCACCCGGAGGCCAGCGGGAUUCCACCAGAGGGGCUUUCUAUCUGGACCUCCACACCUCCCCUACUGAACCUCCCCAAUCACAACAACAACCCACCUGCCUCGGGAACACCUUCCCCAUCAUCCGAGAGCCACAUCCGUCCACCUCCUCGACCUGCUCCUGCUCUGCAGAACACCAAGGGGUGCUCGACCUGGAUGCCAACUGCAACUCCUACCACCCUCCGCAUUCAGUAUCGUCCGGUGAUGUCACUUCCUGCUUGCAGAGCCAGGCACGGCUGGUGGUGGCCACCCAGAACUACUACAAGCUGGUGACCUGUGACCUUUCGUCUCAGUCGUCCCCAAGUCCCGCGGGAUCCUCAGUCACUAGCUACUCCGAUGAGCACAGCAAAGGCAGCCCCACUCCCACUCAGCCCAGUGAAUACUACCUGUUCAGGCGACAUCCUGAGGAGGGUGUGGAAGAAGAGGAUGAGGAAGAGGAAGGAGAGUCAUCGAGACGAGAUGAUGAUGAAAACGAGGAGGAGGAGGAGGAGAAGAAAAAGAAACAGCAGCAGGCAAACGCAGGUGAGGUCAACCCCGCUAUGAUUGAAGGCCAGGUGUACGUCAACAUCUCCCCUCCUGUGGUUGGCCGGAGCAUUGCGGUGGGCAGGGCUUCCUCCGCCUCCACAGCAGGCAGCCGCCCUCGUUCCCGCAGCUACGACCGCAACCUGGACAAGUCCCCGCCCCCCCGGCUCGGCUCUCUGGAGCGCAUGCUGAGCUGCCCCGUCCGACUCAGCGAGGGCGCCGCCCCGGCCCCUCCCCCUCCGCCGCGGGUCACCUCCUUUGCGGAGAUUGCCAGGAGCAAAAGGAGAAAUGGAGGUGCAGGGGGGUCGCCGUCUCUAAAGGCAGGUGCAGACCCUUUCUCCUCCAUGCACUCCACCCACUCCCACUCGUCAGUGGAUUUCUCCCCGAUCCCGGAGCAGCACAUGCAGGGUGACAGCCACAGCGGCAGCCUGUCCCCUGUGCCCUUCACCCGAUGUUACAGCCAAGGCAGCGGCGAGCGUCACCCACUGGGAGCCAGGGAGACCCGAUCCAAGGCUGAAGGUGGUCUGUCCUCCUCCUCAGAUGGUCGCCCAGCGGUGGUCCGCUACAGCAAGGACCAGCGGCCCACCACCCUGCCCAUUCAGCCCUUCACCUUCCACCACCAGUUUGCUUCCAAGCCCCCUCAGCCGAAGCCUCUGCUCCCCCUACUGACAGGCUACGUCUCUGGGAUGCAGGCCCGCUCCAGUGCUGGCUCUGGAUCUGGAUCUGGCUCCGGCUCCGGGUCUGGAUCUGGUUCUGGAGGCCCGGGUGGGGAAGAGAACGAAAGCGCGGCUGAAAAUGUGCACAGAUAUCAGGGCACGUUGGCUGCGGCGGCCCCUCCUCCCGGAUCGGUUCGGCCUUCACCUCUUGGGAGCUACUCUCCGGUUCGCCUCCAGGGGGCGCCCAGCUCAGGGACCUGCUCCACCUGCACCCCCAGCCCCCAGCCCCCUCACAGUCUCUCCUGCCCGCUCUCGGCAGGCCUCGGCCCCCUGCACACGCCGUCCAUAGCAGGGGCCAAGCAGGGAGGCGGGUCAGCACCGUUACCCCCCACUCCUCCUCCUCCGCCACUGGGUGUGAAGCGUGGAGCGCCACAGCCGAUGCUGCCAGCUGUGCAGAGCCAUUGUUACCACCGUGGGACGCUGCCCAGCCUGCCAGCCCUGCCCAGCGACACACUGAGCCCCCUGGGGUGCCUCGACUCUACGAAGCAGCUGGAGGGAACCAAGGGACCGGGAGCCAGGACGCACAAUGCCCACCACCUCUCUCCUCAGGCUCUGAAAUGGAGGGAGUACCGUCGUCGAAACCCUCUGGGCGUGGAGAGGGUCUCAGGUGGCCCCUCUGCUGCCUCAUCAGCCUCCCUGUCCGGUAACCUUGAUCCCCGAAGGGGCGGGGGGCCUCGAUCUGCAAGGCGCAACGUCUUUGACUUCCCAUCAGCCCCCUCUGCUCACAGCCUGGGACGACUCAAUGGAGUGGGUCAGUCAUCCCGGCCACUGCAGCAGAGCUACAGCGACUUCCUGCCAGACUAUUUCUCCCUGACUGAGAAGCCACCGGAGGAGUUCUGCCUCUCCCCUGAUGCCUUGUCUUCCUCAUCCACCUCCUCUUCCUCACAGUCCCACAUCUCUGUCGACCUUGUGCAGAAGAGAGGUUUGGUGAAAGCUGUAAACACAGCGGUUGACCUGAUUGUGGCCCACUUCGGUACCAGUCGAGACCCUGAUGUGAAGGCUAAGCUGGGAAACAGCUGGGUGAGUCCCAACGUGGGACACCUCAUCCUGAAGUACCUGUGCCCGGCCCUGCAUGAGGUUCUGCAGGACGGGCUGAAGGCCUAUGUGCUGGACCUGAUCAUCGGACAGCGGCGCUGCCAGCCCUGGAGCCUGGUGGAGGCCUCUACACAGCUAGGCCCAUCCACACGUGUCCUCCACAGCCUGUUCUCCAAGGUGAGCCAGUACUCGGAGCUCACCAGCCACAGCAUGAGACUCAACGCCUUCAUCUUCGGCCUGCUCAACCUGAGAUCUCUGGAAUUCUGGUUCAAUCACCUCUACACACAUGAAGAUAUUAUAGCAGCACACUACAACCCUUGGGGUUUUCUGCCCCUGUCACAGGGGGCAUGUCAGCCACUGUUUGAGGAGCUCCUUCUCUUGCUGCAGCCACUGUCACUCCUCCCCUUCGACCUGGACCUGCUGUUUGAGCCGCACCAACUCCAGAAGGGCCAGGAGCAUCUCCGUCGCAAGGAGCAGCUGUGCUCUGCAGGCCAGGGCGUCGACCAGUCGGCACGCUCCACUUUCCAGCUCAUGAGGGGGUGGAGCACCACCGUUAGCGAAUCAGUGAGGGAGGGAGUCGACUCAAGAGCUGAGGGGAAGAAAGAAAGGGCGGGGCUGAGACGAGAGGGAACAUGGCCACGGAUGGAGGUGCCUGGGUCGAGAAGAGAGGGGGCAGGAGCAAAUUUAGGGUUGAGAAGAGAGGGCACAGGGAAUGAGAGUAUGAUGGCCGGCCUUGUUAGCCGACAGGCAAUGAUGGAGGUAGGGUUUGCCGGUCUGCUGAAGGAGAGGGGGAUUGGUGGGCAGAGAAUGAAAGGUGUAGGACGAGAGAGCCAGGGAGAAUGUGAGGAUGGACAGGAGAAGGACAGGAGGAAGGAAAGAGAGAGGGAUUUGUUGGAGGAGGGGCGCCAGCGGCAGGAUAGACAGGCCGGGUGGUGGUACCAACUGAUGCAGUCCUCCCAGGUCUAUAUUGAUCAAUCGACAGAGGGUUCGAAAUUCAUCAAGAGCGAGAAGAGGAAGAAGUCAUCUGAGAGACGACAGGGCCAGCUGCCGCCCACCAGAGAGGGUGUGGUGGAAGGGGCGGAGUCAAGCCAGGAAGGGGAGUGGCAAAGAAGCAGGAAAAGCAGCAGUAGCUCCAGCGUGGAGUCAGCUGGAUCCAGAGGAAGGCCGUCAUGGAUGGGCAGCCCGCCGGAGUCGGUUCUCAACCAGGAGAAAGAUACAAGAGCUCUGGAGGGGGCAGGGGCUGGGGCACAAGCUGUGGCCCAGGAGGAAAGCCCGUCACAGGGACAGAGCAUGCGCUGGGGCAGGCUCUUUGGAUCUAACGUAGGCUCUCCUUCAAGGGGGGAGGGAGCUGAACCGAGAGUAAAAACUCAAAAGAGCAGACCUCCAUCAGGCUGGCUUGGUCUGGACAGGUCUGUGCUCGACCUUGUUGCUCAAACCAUAGGAGCGGGGACAGCAAAGAAGGCAGAGCCCUCACCCCCACCCGCUCAGACUCAAACCAAUUCUGCACCACCGGCACCGCAAACUGAAAGCAAACAACAGUCUCCAUGUGAGGUCCGAGCAUUGUGCCACCACAUAGCCACCGAGCCUGGCCAGCUGAGCUUCCACAAGGGCGACAUACUGCGGGUCCUGAAAAAGGCUGAUCCUGACUGGCUGUUCUGCUCACUUGGCUCCUGCCAGGGCCUGGUCCCCAUCAUCUAUGUCACCCUCGCUAGCAUGGAGGACAGCCAAGAUGCCAGCGGGCCAGGACAGUGUUGAGCCAAAGCUGUCCCAAGAGGAACUUGAAGGCAAACAGCAUUGGAGACAGAGGGCAUCCCUGCUGCAUACCGACUACAUGGAAAACUCAGUUUUUGGCUGAUCGUGCAGAGAUUUUGGCUGGUCAAAGUGUGAUAACCACACUGAAGAUAAAACCAGAAAAAAUAAAUGUCGAAAAUUAAAAGACGCUGUACAGACACAUGCAAGGGAAGCAUGCAGGCACGAACACAAACUCACAUCUACACUCCAAGGGUACAUUCAGACAAGUAUGCAUGCAUACAUCCAAAGACCAAAAGACCAGACCAGAGAAAAAGACCCUAUAAAUACUAUGAAACACAUAGGACGGCAUUCGUUUCUCUGUGUGAAGCUGUGCUCCAAGCAUAAUUGUGUGACUGUCCUGUCUAUCCUCAGAUUUUGACAGAACAAGAAUAGGGUUACCACGAUGGUGAUCAUCACAAUAUGAUAUAUACAGUACCAUGCCUUGCUGCACUUUGCCGUACUCUGUACAUUCACCUCGCUGUGCCACACCUUGAACACAAUGCUUACCUGUCGCCACCUGGCCAAGGAUGAGAAACUUCCUUGUCCACUUGCUUACUUACUAGCAAUUGCUGUCUUCUCAUUUGUGUAGAAGCCUGUGAAUCCUUGCUUUGUAGUAAGGUUUUAGGUGGGUGGUUUGGUUAAAAAAAAAAAAAAAAAGUAAAAAUAAAAAAAGAGCAUCUUGUUAAAUUGAUGGUUCAAGUUCUAAAGGAGUGUAGUUCAGCAAAAGGCUGGCCGCUGGGCCACUCCCAUUGCAUUUUCUAGUAGCUUAUUAUACAGUAAAGUCUGUAUAGGUGGCUUUACCAUCCAAGUGCAACGAGUGCAAAGUGACCACAGUUUGAACAUGCUUCCUUUCCCUGUCCGUCUUAUUGGAUCAUCAAGGCCUAUUUCCACGGUCGCCCUCACAGUUUGUAUAGAAGAACUGAUGAGCAAGAAGAAAUGUACACCAUCUUCUCAUUCCCCCUCAUUCCCAGGUUUUGAGCGGUGGGAAAGAAACGUUUCGCCAUGGCUGGGAGGAAGCAAGAAUGGAAACUGGAUUAUUGCAUGUAACAUGGCGAAAACAGUUUGCGUCCUAUGUCCCGGUAUCCUUAUUUCACCAUUAUUCUUUACCUCCUGCCCCCUCCAUGACUCCCGUUUUCCCUUCCUUAAUUUCCAUAUUUAAAACAAAGAAACACUACAGUACAUAGCUUUUGAAGAGGACAACAUGAAGCAAAAUGGCUACAAAGUUUGGUCUAUACAUGUGUAUUUUAUCUAUUGGUACAUACUGUAAAUGCAUAUACAACUUACACAUGUGGUGAGUUCUGUUUAUUUAUUGACUAAUGCGAUGAGUUAUUGCUGAGGAGAGCGUUUGAGUGGUGAAACUGACUGAUGAAAACAGGGAAGGAUGUCCAAUGAAAGCAAAAUAUUGCUUUGGAGAUCCCUGGAGGUCUUUAUGAAUGUGUUGGGGAUUUUCCCCCCAGCCUUGCCCCUCUGAUCUGAAAUUUUAAUCUGAUAAAAAUUGUUUAGAAUUUGUUUAAUUUGUUGCAUUUAGCAAGGGGUUAAUGAUCUUGUCUAUGCCUUAAAGUGCUUGAGAAGGAACCAUAAGGGGGAAUCGCUGUUGGACACUUCAAGGUUUCUGACCUAACAUUGGUCUCGACAUAUUUUAUACACGCUAUGAUGUGUCCAACAAGCCAUUUUCCUCCGGCUUUAUGUCUACGGAUAUUCUUUUUGACCUCACAGAAAAGUAUUUGUGCAGAAAAAGAGAUUUAUGCGUGUAUUUUUUGAUGGUUAAAAGAUAGAUUAAAGGGAAACCCCAACACAUUUUGUGAUGGUGGCUUUGUGGGCAUUGCUGAGUUUGUACCUGCUGCCCCUGUCAUGUCCCGGUGUCAAAUGUGGCCUUAGCUUCAGGUUAAGCUGUGUGAUACUCAGCUGAAAACGACCUUGAAGUGCGGCUGUGUACACCUGGAUAAAAAUAUUGAGUUGUUUACAGCUUGCCCAAUCUAAAUAAUACACACUAUGAAAUGGUAAAAUGUACACUUAUGCCUGAUUGGAUGAGUGAAUGAACGAACGCUUGUGUAGUUUUUUUGCAAAAUUACACACAAUUUGACCAUUUUAAUUAUACUUUUGUUGCAUUUUUGUACAGUCCUUAUAAUUUUUUUUUUAUAUUUGUCUUUAUUUUUCAUAUGUAACUCAGCAAAAGCAAUUUAAUAUUUCAUUCUUGUUGAAUUGUAAAUAUAUUUAAAUCCUUCAGUGGUUAAUUUCUGCCAGAGAGAGCUAUAUGUAUGAAUGUAUGAUUUACUAAUGCAUUAAUAUAUCAUUUAUCACAGGAAGCAAGUAUAAGCUGUAGCUUUAGUGCUAACAUCCUGCUGACCAUACCUGUGAGUUGUGCAUCAUAAAGGAAGGCAUGGCGAGCGGCGGCUGGGGCUGCCGCUCUCCGUCCGUCCUCCAGGCAGUUUGCUGUUCAUUGACAUCCUCGGCUGUUCAGAUUUCACAUGAGACAGACAGACAGACAGCACUGAACACACAGUAGCAAUUUGACCAGAGAGAGAUAGAGAGAGGGAGAGAGAGGUGUAGGGCUAAGUGAGAAAGAGAGAUUCAUUUUUAAUUUGGCGUUCAUCUGUUAAGCUGAAAAAAAAAAAUGCUACAAGGGGUCACCUGUGGGGUUUAAAAAAAAAAAAGAAAAGAAAAAAGAAAAAGUAACGGAAAGAAAUCCUGUGCCAGAUCUGCCUCUUCUACUUUCUCUCCGCCUUGCCUGCCUCCUGCCCGGGCAGAGAUCAAGCUGUUCCUCGUGCUUGUAAAUACCUUUCAGCAUCAGUGACACUGCUCUUCUCUCUGUGUGUCCAGGCUAUAUGACGUGUACGUAUGACAUUAUCAAACUACUAUGGAUGUUAAAUAACAAAGAGCUCAUGUGAUCACAAA
This is a messenger RNA of Myripristis murdjan (pinecone soldierfish), 8411 nucleotides long. RefSeq names its product RUN and SH3 domain containing 2 (gene rusc2). Gene Ontology annotation, cellular component: cytoplasmic vesicle. The record is from RefSeq and is a predicted model, not a curated record. The coding region runs from base 312 to 5480 and encodes 1722 amino acids. Lineage: Eukaryota; Metazoa; Chordata; Actinopteri; Holocentriformes; Holocentridae. Gene Ontology annotation, molecular function: protein binding. The transcript has 13 exons.